UGCUGGCCGCGGACGCAGAGCGGCGCGUCUUGAUCCGCGUGGAGCCUCUAGUUUCCUCCUCUGACGCGCUUCUGCUGCCUACUGAGAGAUCACGGGCGCCAUCUUGGAUCAAGAGAGGCUUUCAAACGGGAAAAAGUCGAAGAGGCAGGAAAGAAAACAACAACAACCGUUAAACACCCGCAAACCCGUUCGCUCGGACCGGCGGCGAGAAUGACACUCGGUCUGAAGUCAUGACAUCUGCUUUAAAGCACUUUUUAGAGACUCGGACGAAGUAAAGCAGCAUCAGCCGCCGGAGCGGGAGGUUUCCUCGUCCGCUGGGAAAGUUGUUGUGUUGUGUGUGUAUGUGUCAGCUCGCUCAAGAACACCUUUACCUGUCCGACAUGACCUCAGCCAAUUCAGAUAUACCUGAGGUGCCGUCUCUGGCCACAGCAUCUGGAUCUCUUGCUAACAGUGUUGUGCCGAAGGCCAACAACAAACGACAAGCCACCUCGGACUAUGACGACGACGAGGGAAGCAAAUUGUUCAGGUGUGAUGAUGAUGAUGAUGGAGGCGGAUCGAAUGACAAGGAGAAAUUUGCCAGGUAUUGAAUGAUGGAAAUCAGAAUGCAUUGAAAGUAUAAAUAUGAUCAUCUGAUCUUCUGUAAGUUCUCAAGUAUCAGAGUUGACCGGUGUUUCCUACGUGUGCUGGCUUCAUUAUGGUAUUCAUAGUGAAGUUUCCAAACACGCUUCCCGUCCUCCAUUGUUUGGCUGAACAGACAGUCCUGAUCCAAACUCAUGCCUUUGAUUCAGCCAACGUUGUUAAAUCAACCAAUGUUUUUUUUUAAACAAUAUCUUUGUCUUUGCAUAUCAUUUAAUCGGAUUG
Messenger RNA from Sinocyclocheilus grahami, 861 nucleotides. Its product is annotated as aryl hydrocarbon receptor nuclear translocator-like. The record is from RefSeq and is a predicted model, not a curated record. NCBI's taxonomy places the organism in Eukaryota, Metazoa, Chordata, Actinopteri, Cypriniformes, Cyprinidae. The coding region runs from base 342 to 587 and encodes 81 amino acids. The transcript has 4 exons.